Chilo suppressalis (striped riceborer) is the source of this 1295-nucleotide messenger RNA. Lineage: Eukaryota; Metazoa; Arthropoda; Insecta; Lepidoptera; Crambidae. The record is from the annotation of a GenBank genome assembly.
CUAUAGAGUAUAUAUACUAUACUAAUGAGUUUAGGGAGAAGUGUAAAAUAAAAUAAUGAAUAAAAUUUGCCGUAUAUGCUUGGAAGAGGGAGUCAUGUCGUCUAUAUUUGCAAAAAAUUUUAAUUUAUCUCUUUGCGAUAUGAUAGAGUAUUGUUCACCUAUAAAAAUCAGAAAAGAUGAUGGUUUGCCAGAACAAAUGUGUAGCAAUUGUGUAUACAAACUUGGAAUUGCAUAUCACUUUAAACAAACUUGUGAAAGUGCUGAUCUACGCCUUCGGCAGUAUUUAGGCCUCAGAAUGCCUGAAAAGUGCAGUGAUGCUGCUGUUAUGACUGAACCUGUGCCUAUACAUACAACUGUUAUUAAGAAAUGCAGAUGUAAGAUACCAGAGCAAAGAAAAAGUAGUUCCAAUUAUAAAAAAAAAACAGAAUCUGAAAAACAAAAACGUGGACCAAAACCAAAGCCUAAACAAGAACAUAACUGUUAUCAGUGUGACAAGCAGUUUCGAUGUCAAGCACAACUGGAAAUGCAUGUUAGAACUCAUACUGGAGAUAAACCUUUUCUGUGUAUGUAUUGUCCUCGCCGUUUUACUCAGAAGCACAACUUGACUAUACAUCUCCGCGUGCACACAGGAGAAAAACCAUUUCAAUGCGAGGUUUGCAGCAAAAGAUUUUCUGCUCAAGGAAACCUCCAAGCACACCUCAAAAUACACACUGGUCAAAGAGAUCACGCAUGUUCCUUGUGUUCAAAAUCGUUUAUAACCUCAAGUGAACUAACUCGGCAUAUGAAUAAACAUAGAGGUGUGAAGAACUUUAAAUGUGAUUUAUGUGGGGCUGCCUACAUACAUUUAAGAGAUUUUAAAUUACAUAAGAUGAAGAAGCAUCAAAUAUGUGCUCAAGUCACUAAGAAUCAACAUGAUAAUUAUAAUAAUAGUACAAACAUAGAUAUUAUCGGCAUAGACGUGGGCAGUGAUAUACCACAAAUACCAAUUAAUUCUACCAAAGACUUGAAUCAUCAUAAUAUACAGCAUCUCAUCAAUGACAAACAACCACAAAAUAUAUUAUCCCAUCAAAAUGUGGCUUCAUAUGGAGGAACAAAGGAAUUAAAAGACAUGUAUGUUGGUGAAAAUCACAACUGUGCUAUAUGUGGCGAAAAUUUUGAAUACCUCAAUUCCCUGGCACAACAUUAUCUGCAUGACCAUAAGGGAUAUGAUAGUCCAAAUAUUAUGAGCAUGAAAAGUUUCAGUGCACUUUAAAAUUAGGGGAAUCGGCUUUUUUAAAUAAACAGAGUCCUUAUUA